GCGAUCGAUCCAAUUCGUAAGCAAUAACUGUCUGUGCCAAGUCUGCCUGCUUGUGGUGAAUGAUUGAGAGAACGUUCGUCUUGGUGAACACGUUCCAUAGAAUGCGUGUGUCGAAUUAUUGAGAGAACAGGUGACAAUAACGAUUGUAGUCGUCGAGUAGAGUGGAGUCAUUGUGAAAUUGACAGUUGGUCGGCUGCUAGACUGCGGCGUGGAAGACGAACACAUACAAGUUGCGUGGCGUUAUGAGUAUCAACUUGUGUGUAGGGGAGCCUUCUGCAGCUUGCAUACUGAGCUAGACACCACCAUCGCUGACCUCGCGAGGUCGAUCGCGGUAUAUUGGGACAGGGAUCCGCAGUGAGGUUAUGUUAUAAGAAACUGAGAAGACCGUUACUGCCGAGAGGGGAGCCUUGUGGCUGGCAUCGGAGGGAAGAAUUAGCUAUGGCGUCGAGGCAGCAGAGGAGCGAGAGUUCGGGUCCUGCUAUUGGAAUUGAUCUCGGCACGACGUACAGUUGCGUGGGCGUCUGGCAGCAUGAUCGCGUAGAGAUCAUUGCCAAUGAUCAGGGGAAUAGGACCACGCCGUCCUACGUGGCUUUCACUGACACGGAGCGGUUGAUUGGCGAUGCUGCGAAGAAUCAGGCGGCCAUGAAUCCGGCGAACACGGUGUUCGAUGCGAAACGGCUGAUCGGGCGCAAGGUGAGCGACCCGUCCGUGCAGGCGGACAUGAAGCUGUGGCCUUUCAAGGUGGUGGCUGGCAGCGGGGACAAGCCCAUGAUCAGCGUCGCCUACAAGGGAGAGUCCAAGCAGUUCGCCCCCGAGGAGAUAUCGUCGAUGGUGCUGACGAAAAUGAAGGAGAUCGCCGAGUCGUACCUGGGGAAGGACGUCAAGAACGCGGUGAUCACGGUGCCGGCAUACUUCAACGACUCGCAGCGGCAGGCGACCAAGGACGCGGGCGCCAUAGCGGGGCUCAACGUGCUGCGGAUCAUCAACGAGCCCACGGCGGCGGCCAUCGCGUACGGGCUGGACAAGAAGGACAAGUCGGGGGGGGAGGCGAACGUGAUGAUCUUCGACCUGGGAGGCGGGACGUUCGACGUGUCGCUGCUGACGAUCGAGRACGGCAUUUUYGAGGUGAAGGCGACGGCCGGGGACACKCACCUGGGRGGGGAGGACUUCGACAACAGGAUGGUUCACCACCUKGUCCAGGAGUUCAAGAGGAAGCAYARGAAGGACAUCACGGGGAGCGCGAGGGCGCUGAGGAGGCUGCGCACGGCGUGCGAGCGCGCGAAGCGCACGCUGUCCACCACGGCGCAGACGACGAUCGAAAUCGAUUCCCUCUACGRGGGGAUCGACUUCUACACCACGAUCACGCGCGCKCGCUUCGAGGARCUGAACAUGGACCUGUUCCGGAAGUGCAUGGACCCGGUGGAGAAGACGCUGCGCGACGCCAAGAUGGACAAGUCGCAGGUGACGGAGGUGGUGCUCGUCGGAGGGUCGACCCGCAUUCCCAAGAUCCAGCAGCUGUUGUCCGACUUCUUCCACGGGAAGGAGCUGUGCAAGAGCAUCAACCCCGACGAGGCGGUUGCGUACGGCGCGGCAGUGCAGGCGGCCAUCUUGACGGGCGAGACGAGCGAGAAGGUGCAAGAUCUGCUGCUCCUGGACGUGACGCCGCUCAGCCUGGGUAUCGAGACGGCUGGCGGCGUGAUGACGGUCCUCAUUCCACGAAAUUCCACGAUCCCGACGAAGAAGGAGCAGAUCUUCUCCACGUAUGCGGACAAUCAGCCGGGCGUUCUAGUCCAGGUGUACGAGGGCGAGCGCGCCAGAACGCGGGACAACAACCUGCUGGGCAAGUUCGAGCUGUCGGGCAUUCCUCCCGCGCCGCGCGGCGUGCCCCAGAUCACCGUCACCUUCGACAUCGACGCCAAUGGCAUCCUGCAUGUGAGUGCGGAGGACAAGAGCACCAAGCAGAGGAGCAAGAUUACGAUCACCAACGACAAGGGGAGGCUGAGCGAGGAGGAGAUAGAGCGGAUGGUGAGGGACGCAGAAAAGUUCAAAUCGGAGGACGAGGAGGCGAGGAAGAAGGUGGAGGCCAAGAACGGUCUCGAGAAUUACGUGUACAACCUGAGAAACACCGUGCUGAAGGAUGACAACGUGGCGUCCAAGCUGGACCCGGCAGACAAGGCGAAGAUGGAGAAAAAGGUGGAGGAGGUGAUAUCCUGGCUGGAUCGCAAUCAGCUGGCGGAGACGGACGAGUUCGAGGACAAACAGAAGGAAUUGGAGAGCCUGUGCAAUCCGAUCAUGUCCAAGAUGUAUGCCUCGUCGGCCGGGGUCGGCGGCAUGGGCGGAGGUGCGGGGGGCUUCCCCGGCGCGGGCGCAGCAGCAAGUGGCAAGUCAACGUCGGGCGCUGGAAACGGGCCAGUGAUUGAGGAAGUGGACUAAGUGAACUGACGUGGAGCAAAUGAGGUGUGUAGGAGGGGGAGUUCCCCGCCGCGGGCGCAGCAGCACGGGGCAAGUGGACGGCGGGAGCAGGAAAUGGGCCACUGAUUGAGGAAGUUGACUAAAUUAACUGACGUGGAAGAAAUGAGGGUGUAGGAGGAUGGGUUCCCCACCGCGGGCGCAGCAGCACGUGGCGAGUCGAUGGCGGUAGCAGGAUACGGGCCAGUGAUUGAGGAAGUGGACUAAAUUAACUGACGUGGUGCUAAUGAGGGUGUAGGAGAAGGGGGUUCCCCGCCGCCGGCGCAGCAGCACGUGUUAAGUCAACGUCAAGCAAGGGAUGGAGGAAGUAGACUUGCACUGACGUGGAGCAACUGAGGGUGUAGGAGGUGUGGGGGAUAAACAGUAGAUCGUAGAUAAACCAUACCCAGGUUGUUUGGAGGCGCUCCUUGUGUGCAGCGGAACUUUUCAGUAUGUCAGAGCAUGUUCACACGAGCACAUUUUAGACGUAUCUGACCGUAAUUACGGCCGUACUUAGUUAUACUUGAUUGCAAUUGUGUCCAGGAAUAAGCGAAGGAGUUCCUUGUGUGAGCAUGCCGCGUCAGUGCCUUCAUCUGAUACUUGUGUCAAGUAGGUGGGAUCUUCGGAGGUUGGUAGCUGGCGAGGGGAGAUGGUGAACUGUUGGAAGAAGGUGGGGGAAAUUUGCUGACAGUGUGUCGUAAUUUCGGCGAUCCGGCGACGUUAAGAUAGAAUUUAGUUCUUUUAUUUUCGUCAUUAAUUUCAAUUGAUUACUCACACUAUUUUAUUUUUAUUUUAUUUUAUUCACACUAUUUUCCACGCAGUCAGCUGGGUAAUUAACUUAAUAAUCAGUUGGGAGAGAUACUGGACGCUGAUCUUAGCGAUCUACGGCUGCAUUUUAUGUCAGUUCUGGCUAGCUGGAGUGAAAUCGUAGUCCCAGCACUUGAGGGUGGAGGGUGCGUGCAUUUUUGCGAGAAAAAAGGCAGUCGCUGGAGUAAAAUUCCUGUGUUUUA
Messenger RNA from Chara braunii, 3458 nucleotides. The record is from the annotation of a GenBank genome assembly. Lineage: Eukaryota; Viridiplantae; Streptophyta; Charophyceae; Charales; Characeae.